Messenger RNA from Coturnix japonica (Japanese quail), 5245 nucleotides. It is a transcript of the gene PPRC1, whose product is annotated as PPARG related coactivator 1. Lineage: Eukaryota; Metazoa; Chordata; Aves; Galliformes; Phasianidae. Gene Ontology annotation, molecular function: transcription factor binding; RNA binding. Gene Ontology annotation, biological process: positive regulation of transcription by RNA polymerase II. Gene Ontology annotation, cellular component: nucleus. The record is from RefSeq and is a predicted model, not a curated record.
AUGGCGCUGAAGCCGCGGCUCUCGCCAGUUCCCAAGAUGGCCGCCCGGCGCCGCUCUCCCCGCCCCGUCCGUCGUUCAGCUCAGCUCCGCGCGCUGCCGGCGCCGAACGGGUGCGCUCCCGGCGUGCCCUGCGCGGGGCGGGGCGGCCUGGCGCGGUGUCUGCCGGGAGCUGUAGUGUGGGGCCGCCGGCGGUCACGUGUCGCGCCCGGCAGUGGCCGCGUUGGGAGCGGAGGCGCCAAGAUGGCGGCGCUGCGGGGCGGAGCGGUGCUGCCCGGCACCGGGCUGUGCGGCGCCAGCACCGGAGCCGCCGCGCGGGGAACGGCGGGUGGAGGCGCCUCUCGGCAGCCCCCACUGCGCGCCGGCAGCCCCCUGCAGUGUUUCUCCUUUGAGGAGGAUGAUCUGAACUUGUCGCUGGAUGCAGAAACCAUCCCAGAAGCUGAGGAGAUCCUGGGGACAAUGCAGAACUACCUUGACUCGUCCGUCAUCUCCAUCAUCGAGGACCUCUCCAUUAGCGAGGGCAAGGCCUGCCUGGAUGCACAGAAUGAGCUGUCCCUGCUCACUGCCAUCACGGAGAUCCUGGACAGCACAGAUGAUGAGACCCUGUCCCCCUUUGACACCAUCAUGGAUGCGGAACUGUUGACCUCAUUGCGAGAGCGGGAGAACUCCUCAUUCCAGAAGUUUCUCAGCCUAUCCCGGCCAGUUCUUGAGGGCAAGAGCCCUGCCUUGGAGCAGCCCAAGGGUCUUUGGUCCCUCAGCAGUGGUGGCAGCACGCCUGAAGCUGGGAAGACCGAUGUGGACCUGGCUUGGGACUGCAUUGCUCACAGCCUGGAGGACCCAUCACCACCAAAGAAGCAAACCUGCAGCACCCCGAGGGUAGAGAGGAAGCAGGGGCGGCCCCGUGCCCAUGAGCAGCUCCCCCUGCAGCGCAGUGAUGGGGAGGAGGAGGAUGAAGAGGCUGCCUCCAGCCCAGAGCUGGACAGCAGUAUGGAGGCCGCAGAGUUCUGCGUGAAUGCACCCGAGGUGGUGAUGGAGGAGCAUGAAGACCCCUGUGUCAUCAACACAAGUGAUGUGUCGCUGAGUGAGCUGGUGAAGUCCAUGCACCCCUACUGCCUGCCCACCUUCACUGUGUGCCUGGACCCCGAGACUGAGCCCGUGGCCAAGGAGCUGCUGAGUGGUCCCGUUGUGCUGGAGAUCGUGCCCAGGGAGGGUGAGAACAUGGAGAUCCCUGUGGUGCUGCAGCCCUUGGCCCCCAGCUUCCCUGACCUGGAGCCCCAACUCCUGGGCACAGAGAGCAACACAGAGUCAAUCCCAGUGCACGGAGAGGAGCUGCCAGGAGAUCCAGCACCUGAAACUGGGAUGGAGGAGGAGGAGAAACCAUCUGGGCAGGACCCCUCAUGUGCAGCCCUGGACAGCAAGACCCCCAUGGAGACUGCAGUAAGCAGCAAGCGUGAGAUUUGUGAGAAGGGACGUGGCCGUGAGAGAGCAAGGAAGAGUCGAAAAAAGAAAGCGGGUGUGGGCCUGAGUGAGGAUGGCCGUCUGGGCAGAGAUGGCAUGGCACACCAGCUGAGAUCAGGCCGGUCACGGCGGGCAGCACGGCCCUCGUUGCAGGUCUCUGACUUCCUGGCACGGCAACUGGAGCAGGCACGGAAGGAGGGGCAGAUGGAGCUGCAUGCUGAGCGGGUGCCACGGCCACGCGGCCGCCCCCGGGGCACGGCAAGGGCCUCCCUGCCCACCAAGGAGCCCCCGGAGGUGCCAAAAGAAUUGGAGCCAGAAAUGACAGACACAGUGCUGGAGAAGGGUGAGACUGCUGUGCCAGAGGAGAAAACCAUGGAGGAGCCGCUAGCAGCAAAGCCACCCAGCCCAGCGGAGCAAGAGGACAAAGGGGCUGCACAGCCAGAUGUUGAGAUGCCAAAGCAGGAUGUAGGCAUGGAGCCUCCCCAGAGUGUUCCCGCAGCAGAGCCAAGUGAGACCCUGCCCAAGGAGGCCAAGCCCAAGGCCUUGAGCCUGCGGGAAUAUCGCAUGCGCAUGCAGCACCGCCAGUCCAGCAUGGGCAGCAAGGAGGGCAAGAAGCAAGCAGCCAGCAAGUGGCCCAGUGUCCCCGAGCCUCCCACCGAGCUGGCAGACAUCCCCUGCCUGGUGGCACCUGCACGACCGCCCACCGAGACACCCAGUGCUCAGAAGAGCCUGGAGAAAUCUUCCAGCUCCCCUGUUGGGCCACCUCCUACCAGCAAAGCACCUGCAGCUCCGGCUCCGGCUGCAACUCCGGCUCUGGCUGCAGCUCCAGCACCAGCACCAGCUGCAUCUCCGGCUCCAGCACCAGCUCUGGCACCAGCUCAGGCACCUGCCUCAGCCCCACCACCUCCAGUGCCACAAAUACCUUUUGUUCCACCUGCCGUGCCUCCAGCUGCUGGGGCAGCUCCCCCUGGGAUGCCACCACUGGCCACUACCAGUGGUUAUGCCAUGUAUCCACCUGUGCCUUCAUGGCCCUGCUUUGGUCCGCAGCCCCUGGGCUGUCACGCUCUGCCCCCACCACCUGGAGCUGGGCCCCCCGGCACUUUCCACAUGAUGCCUGGCCUCCCGCCCCCACCCAUGGCUUGGCCCCCACCGGCCCUGCCGCCCCCACCGGCCCUGCCACCCCCACCGCCUUUCGUCCCCAGUGGCCCCUAUGGCCCUGUGGGCUGGGCCCCCCCAUCCUACUGGCCAGGCAUCCCCAUUCCACCACCUCCAGUGCCUCCUAUGGCAUACAGUGAUCCUGCACUGCAGGGUGCAGUGGCCUCUUCCAUCCCAGCUAGUGGCCACCCCAGCACAGCCCUCCUGCAUGGGCAGGCUCCCCCAGCCCCGGAGCUGCCAGCCAUCCCUGUGCAGCCAUCCCCAGGCACUGAGACAGGGACUGCAGGCAGCCAGACCAGACCAGGGGUCAGCAGGGUGUCAAAUCCUAGGAGACAGGCACGUUUGGUAGGGGAGAGCUCCUUCCCCAAGGGACCUUCAGCUCCGGCUCCCACCCAGCCACCAGUAACUCCAUCGGGUGCUGCUGCCCAGCCCAGCAGGGUCCCACCUGCAGCACCAGCUCCAAACGUGGCUGCUCCCACCCAACCCUUGGAGGAGCCCCCGCCUCCAGCCCCCAUCCAGCACUCAAAGGCCCCCCAGGCUGUCAUUCCUGCAGAGGUAUCAGCUGCUGCUGUCCCUGCUGGGGGAUCCCCUGGCACCAACCCCACAGAGGAGCCUGUGGGACCAGCCAAGACCCCAGAGGACAAGACCCCAGUGGAGCCAUCCAGCCACAAGUCCAUCACCCAGGCUCCAGCACCGCCACCAAAACCAUGCCGGGAGAGCAGCAAGCCGCCUGCUGCACGGCCCUGGAGGCACCAACCUCUCAUCAGCCCCGUGCAGAACAGCAACAGUAGCCAGGACAUCGUGCAGGCCUUCAUCAGUGAGAUCGGAAUUGAAGCUGCUGACUUGUCCAGCCUGCUGGAGCAGUUCGAGAAGUCUGAAGCCAAAAAGGAGGAGAUUCCUGUGCAGCCCCCUGAGGAAAAGCUGCCAGUGAGGAGUGCUGGGUCAGAGCCCCAGCCAGAGAAGAAGCCCCCAGACAGCCUACAGGCCUCGGAGCUGGCCAACGUGGCAGGGCUCACUCCCCCAGCGACCCCUCCCCACCAGCUCUGGAAGCCGCUGCCCACUGUCUCGCUGCUGGCCAAGACCAAGUCACCUGUCUCGGCACCUCAGGAAGGGAGUCAGAGGACCGCCAAGCUCACAAAAGCUAAACCCCUGCCCCAGAGCAAGCUGCAGGGGAGGAGCUCAGUGCCUGGCAGUGCAGCCCCCAGCCACGUCUGCUCAGGUGACCAUGACUACUGCAACCCACGCGUGACACGCCUGGAGAACAGCAGCAUGGCUGGCACGCAGCCCCCCGCCACCGAGAGCGGCUCCCGCUGGAACGUCAAACACCACCGGGACAUCACUAUCAAGCCCAUCUCCUCCUUAACCAAACGGACGCUGGACCAGCCCAAACCGACCCCUGCUGCUGCAGCGGGGCCCAGCCAGGAGUCCCCAGGGGCUGCCUGCUCGACUCCCCUGGAUUAUCGGACUAAUGUCCCCAGCAAGGCCGUCACCGAGUGUGACAGCCCCGCCACCUCAGUGCUGCUGUCCCCGGCUGCAUCUCCCUGCCGGGACCAGGAGGUGUGGACCCCUAGCACCCAGCCUGGCCGUGUCACUGCCAAGAAGUCCCUGCGCUGCUACCGGAGACCACAGGACUCGCCCAGCCCCUCUGCAGGCAGCUGGAGGGCCGGCCGCAGCCGGGCCAGCCGCUCCUUCAGCUCCAGCUCGGAUGGAGCCAGCGAGUCUUCGUCAUCAUCCUCAUCCUCCCGAUCCCGGUCGCGGUCACUGUCCCCACCGUCCAAGCGGUGGCGCGGGUACCGCUCGAGAUGUUCCCACAGCUCAUCCUCCCGUUCCAGCUGUGGGUCAUGUGGCAGGUCCCGGGACAGGUCCUCUUCUUCCUCCUCCUCAUCCUCCUACUCCUCCCAGUCCCCAUCCCGCAGGCAGUCCCGCUCCCGUUCACCCUCUCCCUGCAGGAGGAGUAACAGGCGGAGAAGAUACAGUUACGAUGCACAGGACCACUACCAAAGGCAGAGGAUCCUCCAGAAGGAACGUGCAAUAGAGGAGCGGCGAGUUGUGUUCAUUGGCAAGAUCCCCAGCAGGAUGACACGGUCAGAGCUGCGGCACCGCUUCUCAGUGUUUGGGGACAUCGAGGAGUGCACCCUGCACUUCCGCUCCGAGGGGGACAACUAUGGCUUUGUCACCUAUCGCUAUGCUGAGGAGGCCUUUGCUGCCAUUGAGAGCGGCCACAAGCUGCGGCGUCCAGAUGAGCAGCCCUUUGACCUGUGCUUUGGUGGCCGCCGGCAGUUCUGCAGGAGAAACUAUGCUGACCUGGACUCCAACCGAGAAGAUUUCGAUCCAGCCCCUGUGAAGAGCAAGUUCGACUCUCUGGAUUUCGACACGCUGCUGCGGCAGGCACAGCGCAGCCUGCGGAGGUAGCAGCAAGCACGGCGGAGCACCCGCCCCUUUUAUACUCAAAUACAAAAGACAAAAAAAGUAUGGAGAGAAAGAUGAGGUUUUUAAGAAAAAGAAAAAGGAAAAAAAUUUGUUUUAUAACCAAUAUUUAAGGAAGACGGGCGGUUUCCUGUUAAUUGGAAGGGCCUAGGUGAGUGGCAGCCUCGGGCUUGCCGAGCCGUGUAAUAAAUGUGGAUGCCCAAACCCA